Molecule: messenger RNA, 876 nt
Organism: Tripterygium wilfordii
Lineage: Eukaryota; Viridiplantae; Streptophyta; Magnoliopsida; Celastrales; Celastraceae
Product: probable prefoldin subunit 5
Exons: 4
Coding region: 76-549 (157 amino acids)
Biological process (GO): protein folding; regulation of DNA-templated transcription
Cellular component (GO): prefoldin complex; cytoplasm
Source: RefSeq, a predicted model, not a curated record
GAGAAAGUGAGAACCUAGAAAGUAGUAGAGUUUAAUAAGACCGUUUACUCGCGAGCUAGAAAGAGAAGAUCAAUAAUGGCGUCGCCGUCGAGAGGAGGGAUUACUCAGGUCGCGGCACGAUCGGAGAUGGAGAAGAUGAGCCUGGAGCAACUGAAAGCACUCAAAGAGCAGGUUGAUCUGGAAGUGAAUCUCCUCCAAGACAGCCUCAACAACAUUCGCACCGCCAUCAAUCGCCUCGACAUCGCCUCCUCCGCCCUCAACGAUCUCUCGCUUCGCCCUAAAGGGAAGAAAAUGCUUGUGCCUCUCACUGCCUCGCUCUAUGUACCGGGAACGCUUGACGAGGAGGAGAAAGUCCUGGUUGAUAUUGGCACUGGUUACUUCGUUGAGAAAACCAUGGCCGAGGGCAAGGAUUAUUGUUCGCGUAAGAUCCUCUUGCUUAAGUCUAAUUUUGACCAACUUCUUGAGCUUGCAUCAAAAAAGAAGAGUGUUGCCGAUGAAGCUGGUGCAAUCUUGCAGGCCAAAUUGAAGCAGUUAGCCCCAACAACAUAGGAUUUCCUGGAUCUCUUUUAAAGCUCAUCAAAUAUCUUUUUUCAUCAGAGUGUAAAUGGCCAAACUUUUGCCGGUGAUAUUAGUUUUCUCCCUCGUUCGGUUUCUUAUUCUAUCCUUUCUGUCAAGGGUGGGAGGAAAUAUGAUUUUCCCCAAUGAUUAGACAUUAACUGAAGAAUUUAGAUAGGUUAGUAUUUGGCAUGCUGUUCCAUCACAGAAGUUGCCAAGGGUGUGCUUGCAUUUCUGGUGUUAAUUCAGUUAUAUAUAUUUCCUUGGGGAGGUUUGUCACCUCUAAUUUUUAUGAAAUGUAUUUGCAGCAAUGUUUUGUUU